Molecule: messenger RNA, 1457 nt
Organism: Rhineura floridana
Lineage: Eukaryota; Metazoa; Chordata; Lepidosauria; Squamata; Rhineuridae
Gene: C2H15orf62
Product: chromosome 2 C15orf62 homolog
Exons: 2
Coding region: 309-848 (179 amino acids)
Source: RefSeq, a predicted model, not a curated record
CGCCAAGGAACUGCCACCAGCAAAACAUAUGAUUAGUCAGGUGAGAGGAGUGAAGAGCCACACUGAAGGAAAGGUACUCUAGAAGAAGAGAGUUGAGAGGAUACAGUGGACUUUUAACCAUUAACACGGGUAUGCUGUGCAUUGUUCUGGAAGCACUUCCUUCACAGUUCCCCUUUUGGCUGCCUCCUUCUUGCUCCAUUUCACAGAAUUAGAAGGAGCCAGCCCUGGCUCAGAAAGACUCCGUUAAGCCUCUGGCCUCCUUCACGGCACAAUUGACAACUACCAGCCUUUUCACUGCUUCCCUCACCAUGGACACUUGGCAGAGAGGAUCCAUCAGGUCCUCAGGUUUUUUCAAGCGUCUCUCAUUCAGGAGGCAUAAGAAGCUUGGCAAUCAAGUCACUAUCUUGAAUCAGAACAGCCACACAAUAGACACCACUGGACAGUACAACAAGAGAGAGCUCCUAGGAGACUUAAAAGGGAAGUCGGACUAUUUAUCUUGUCAGAGUGAGCAAAACCUAGCCAGCAAGCCACAGCCACCUCCCAAACCACCUCGGCUAUAUCUGGACAGUGCCAGCUGUCCCAAUAUUAUAGACCACACUGAUUCUCCUUCUGCAAACCUUUCUUUUCCAAGCACUUCAUGCCAUUCCCACAAGGCCACUCAAACACAGCCAGACCUAUUUUGCAAGAACCAAGUUACAAACUGGUCCCCUUCUGAAAACACCUCCUGGCAUGGAAAGUCUCUUCCCGAUACAUCAGACCCCUUCUUUUCCUUCACACUGGACUUGGGGCCCUCGCUCCUUGAUGAUGUUCUGCAGACGCUCAGAAAACAGAAUUUACUGUUAAAUUAACUGGUCUUCUAGCAAAAACAGAGAAAUUAAUGAUACUGGACUAUUGGCCCAUCUUCAUUGUCUCUACGUAACCCAAGCUGCUUUUUGUAAGGUGGGCUCCUUCUCAAUGAGAUGUCAUAGUACACUAGCAGAUGAGCAUCGUAUCUUUUCAGAACUUACUAGCACUGCUUCCAUUUACCACACUUUUCCAAGAUUUUCCCACUCAGACAGAGUACCUCAUUCUGAUAAGCAAGCAAGACACUUGCUAUGUUUGGACCAUAUCAGCAACCUUACAACAAAUGGGCAUGUAGAAAGAGUGGGUGGCUGUGACACAAGGCUCAAUACCAUAAGGAACUCAUGGGCUUGUCUGGAUAACCUCUCCACAAUCUCAGAUAAUAACUAAUGUCUCAAAGCCAGAGCAGUUGCCUAUAAGGUUAGUUUGGAGACAGAAGUCAAGAGACUUGCACUAUGCAUAAAUGAAGCGAAGAUUACCUUCUUUUAUACCAGUGCAUAUUUUCCUCAUUAAUUCUAAUUAAUGGGCAUAUUUAAUUUAUUGGAAAGUCAGACCAUAAAGCAAUUGUUUCUGCUUCUAUUCAUCACAGGGGAAAGGAAGUGUAUAACAAUCGCUUA